Messenger RNA from Ictalurus furcatus (blue catfish), 7577 nucleotides. It is a transcript of the gene nedd4a, whose product is annotated as NEDD4 E3 ubiquitin protein ligase a. Gene Ontology annotation, biological process: ubiquitin-dependent protein catabolic process; neuromuscular junction development; receptor catabolic process. Lineage: Eukaryota; Metazoa; Chordata; Actinopteri; Siluriformes; Ictaluridae. Bases 2212 to 5952 code for a protein of 1246 amino acids. The record is from RefSeq and is a predicted model, not a curated record. Gene Ontology annotation, molecular function: ubiquitin protein ligase activity; sodium channel inhibitor activity; protein binding. The transcript is spliced from 25 exons.
AAGUGUUUGAUAUCCAUGAGAGUAUUUUUGUGAACAAAAGAUGUAAAGGUUAAUCAAUAAAGUCAAUUUUUCACAGCCUUCUUUUGCUCAUAUUUAACAAGGGUGCCAAUAUUAUUGGAGGGCAUUUGUAAAAUUAAAACUGGAAAUGUAGACCUCCUGACCUUCACGCAUAUUUUUGAGUAGGAGUGCCACAUUUUAGCACUGGAAUAUGCUGCUAUGAGGUACCUUGCAAAAAUAUGGCGAAGCUCCAAGUUAUUGCUGGACGAUAUGGCGAAAGUGCAAGUCAUCACUCAGAAUUACACAAAACGCGCCAAAAGUACGAGUCGUCGCUUUAAACGCAGCGAACGUACGAGUUAUGACUCGAACACAAACACGAAAAAUGUGAACCGUCACUUUAAAAUAUACAAAAAUCGCAGGUUAUGACUCCAAAAUACACACAGACUACGACUUAUUACUCAAAAGUGCGCCAAAAGGACGAGUCUUGAUUGGGUGUUUGGAUAAUUGCAUGACUGAGCAGCUGUGUGGUAAGUAUUAUCUGUAUUAUGAAUGAACCAGAAAAUAUUCUGUCCUUCAAUGGGCAAAAAAAAAGAAUAAUAAUACUUUCGGUACUAAAGAGAGAAAAUUCUGAACGUUUUUCUUCAGGGUUAAAAGUAUGGAAUUGUGUAAGAUUGUGAUAGACCUUGGUGUAUAUUUACAGUAAAGCUGGUAGACCUGUGGUGCAUCAAAUAAAAAAUAAAAUAAAAUAACGGUAGAAAUCUUGAGUCCUUGAGAUGGUCGGAACAUGCAUGAAGCAAUGUCUAAAGGUCUCGUUUGGCGUAAUAUAAGCUUUUUUCCACAUCAGUGUUGCAAUAACGAUGAAUGAGUAUUGGAUAUUCUAGUUUGUUCUAGUUUAUUUCUGUGUGUCGUAAGACAAAAUAAUCCAGAUUGGGCUCGAUCAUGGCUUUUUAGCCGAGACGUCUGCAAAAGCAGCGCAACUGUAUGAGAAGUCUUGUACGUGAAGUCAUUUAAAGAACUAUAAAAGCACUCCCCCGACUAUUAUUGCUCUCAAUUUAAUAUGCGGAGGGACUGUUUACUGACUCGAAAGGUCUGGAAUAACUUCCACGUGCAAUUGUUUCUGAUUGAUGGUGGUGGAAUGGCAUUGACAGAUGAACAGGCUUAAAGGCCAUCACUGGCUGCCACAGCGUAGUUCAAAUGACAAGCAAGGUGGCGCAAGUCCAUGUGAGUAAAAGGGCUCUCCAGACCCUCUUCAACACCUUAAUCUUUAAUAUCGAGACACUUUUGAUGGAAGACGUUCUAUCAGAAGUUCAAGCACGCUACCAGGCGAGUUCUGGUUUCUUUUCUCCAACAGAGCAAUGAUUCUUUGCAGGUUUUUUUUAUUUUUUUUUUGGCUGCUGCUGAAGUCAGGCACCGAGUUUGUAAACUUGCUAUCUUUUCACAGUGCCUAGAAGCCCACUGCCGGCGUCUCAAGUAUUUCCACAACCCCGGCAGUUAGGAAACCCGAUCCUCGGUUUGAUACAGAAUUAAGUACGAAACCCAUUCCAUUUUAUUUGCUGUAAUUUAACUCCACCGAGGGUAAAAAUAUGAGCUGGCUGCAGCUCUGGAGGAGUCAGAGCUUGGCACAGAGGCAGGCAAGUUGCAGCUCUCUCAAACCAUCAGGCACAGAAGCCUGUUGUUUUUGCAGCGUGCUGACCAGAAGCUGGGUUUUUGGGGUUGUUUUUUUUUCUUAAGGGGGUGGAGGCAAGGCCCCGAGCUCUGGUUAUGUUCUUGCAAAGUCACAAAGGUGCAUUUAGAGCAGGAAGGAGGUCUGCCUGUGGAGUGUUUUGCAGAAAGGAGGGGGGGGCACUUAGUGGGUGUUUGUGCCUGCUCGUAGCGGUUGCCUCUGAGAAACUCAAAGCCGGAAUUUGUUUCAGCUCCUUAAAGAGAACGACCACCGUGGAGUUCGCUGUCACACGGUGGAGCGCUAUAGGCUGUGCGGCGCUUCUCCGUGCAGUACAUUUGACCUCCACUGGCCUUUAGCAUUGGAGGAACCUCAAGAGGAAUGCAACUUGUCACUGGAGCUAUUUUGGCUAUGUGCGUGCGUUAAUUGUAAUCACAGCCGUUGCAUUGCCGCUAAUCGUCGUCUUCGGUUUCUUUUUUUUUUCUUUUCUUUUUAUUAAACUGCGAUAGCAAUUAUUUUCACCAUGCCUGUUUGGGAUUAGGUGGUCAGGCUGAAUGGCACAUCGUCUGCGCAUGCAUUUUGCUGCAAGGAGAAGCAACACCGACCCUCUGUCUGAAAGCUGCAGCCAUGAGGUGGAGGACGGACUUGGGACACCUGCUCGGAGCCCGGCAGAGCCCCUGAGUCACCCCAACUCGUUUCAUAUGAAAGUAACUCCAGGACAGCUGGCUCUUGGUCUGCCUCCUCUUUCACCAGAUUAUGGCAGCCUGCAACGCCAUACUACUGUAUUUGUACCCAAGGUGAACAGCAGCGGUGGGAACAGGAAGAGCACACUCCAGAUUUCCUUGCAGUCUUCCAGCAGGCAGAAUUUGGAUGGAGACGGUUCCAGUGGUGGGGGAGAGGAAACAGACCCUGGGAUUUGCGACGGCGGUGCUGGAGGCAGCUCUGACGGGGGAUCGUGUAGCAGCAGCACGGCUAGCGAUGUCGGCUACUGCAGCAGCAACAGCAUAUUCGACUCGGAUAUCGCUGAGCGCAAGACGUCCCAUGAUAAAGGUACAUGCCGUCGGAGGACCAAGGCUCCUUUACGCCGCUGCUCCUCGCUGGUCAUUUUCCCACGUAGUCCCUGCACCACACCGCCGGCUUCGCCGGUCAGUCCCGUGGCAGCUCCUCUGCUUCCGCCGUCUAACCGAGGGCCCUUUCAGACCUCACACCAGCUGCAGCUGUCCGCAGCAGAUUCGUCUCCGGACGAGCCCAAGGUCUCGGUCGCCUCAGCGGUGAAUGGUGUGAGACUUUCCAAGAGCAGCUGUCAGCCCGCUGAAGUUCGGGAUGCCAGGCCCAUCAUGCAUUUUAGCAUUUCGACUGACCCGAUGAUAAGAUCUGAACAAUCCGAAAGGCACUCCGGUGUCCUGGUGCACCCUGCAAACCAGCCCCCGCUUCCACCUGGGAAAGGAAACCCGGCCAGAGCCGUGGUCAACGUCGACUGCUCUAAAUCCCCGGAAAAGUCAGAGGAAGCCAACACUAAACUUGGGAACCGUAAUCCGAAGCUGUACCGUAGCACUUCGGCCUGUAUGCUUCCCACGGGGAAGUUAUCGACGGAGAAGAGACACCACACUUGUCCGACUAUCGGCAAAUCGAACACGUUUCAGGAAAUCUGUUUUCACCGAGGCUUGCAGAGGAGUAUUUCCCUCGAGGUGCCCUUCUUGAACACUGGGAUAUCAUGCCAUAUGUCCAACACAAAACAGCCCAGCCGCAUGAAUGGCGCGACACACGUGCAUAUAUACGUGUCCCGAGGGAAUGGUGUGAAAGCGCCCGACUCGCCAAAAGAUACCAGUGCCAAUGAUAAAAAAGAACUGGCUCUUACCAACUCUGGGACGCGUGAUGACUUUCUGGGUCAGGUGGACGUUCCUCUGCAUCAGAUCCCUACAGAAGCACCGGGCAGCGAGAGACCGUACACGUUCAAAGACUUUCUGCUCCAUCCGAGAAGCCACAAGUCAAGGGUCAAAGGUCACCUGAGGCUAAAGAUGACCUACCUGCCCAAGAGUGGUUCAGAGGAGGAGCAGACCGAGCAGGUCGAGGAAGUGGACCCCGGCUGGGAGUUCCUGGAGAGUCAGGAUGUGUGCGGGCCGUGCCAACCUCACCAGCUGCCCCCGCUGCCCCCUGGCUGGGAGGAGAGGCAGGACAACCUCGGCAGAACCUACUACGUCAACCACGAGAACCGCACCACACAGUGGCACAGACCCACUAUCCAGGACGUGCAGAGGGAGGCGGAGCUGAUGCAGAGCACGCACGUACAACUUCCCUUCAUCACGCGCAGACAGAUCUCUGACCACGAUGAGAACAACGAUCGCAGGGAGUCUCCUGAGAGUUGGGAGAUCAUUACUGAGGACGAGGGCACUCUGUACAGCAGUCAGAAUCAGCUCUCUCCCCCUCCUCCUCAUUCACCGCUGGAUUACACGGCUUUCACUGAGGAGUUCUGCAGGUUACAGACGGGCAGCGAGAACCGCACCUCUGUCACAGGUCACGGGAGUCGGAGAGGGAGCGCACCGUUGCUGACUGUAGAGGAACGUCCGGUUCAUCCUGUGAUGUUGCCCACGACCCCGGGUUUGCCCCCUGGCUGGGAGGAGAAGCAGGACAGUAAGGGUCGAGUUUAUUACAUCAACCACAAGAGCAGAAUCUCCACCUGGACCCGGCCACUUGUCCAGUUGAUCCAGCCGACUGACGGAUCCUCCUCGUCUGCGGCGGGCGGAGCGUGUGGUCGCUCUCCGAGCCCCACGGUGUACGCACCGCCCCAAGCCUCGCCCCAAGCCUCGCCCCUGCACUCGCCCGGCCUGCAGCAAUCGCACACCUUCGACUUCGCUGGCUCCAUGCUCCCGGGCUGGGAGGUCCGGGUCGCUCCGAACGGACGGCCAUUCUUCAUCGACCACAACACCAAGAGCACGACGUGGGAAGACCCCAGGUUGAGGAUUCCUGUUCACAUGAGGAAACAAGCCUCUCUCGAUCCCAACGACCUCGGCCCGCUGCCGCCUGGCUGGGAGGAGAGGGUUCACAGUGACGGAAGGAUCUUCUAUAUCGAUCACAACACUAAGACCACACAGUGGGAAGAUCCCAGACUGCAGAACUCCGCCAUUACCGGACCAGCUGUGCCUUACUCCAGAGACUACAAGCAGAAGUACGAGUAUUUCCGCAAGAAGCUCAAGAAGCCAGGAGACAUCCCGAAUCGUUUCGAGAUGUCCGUGAGACGGAACGCUCUUCUGGAGGACUCAUACCGCCGCAUCCUGUCCGUCAAGCGACCCGACCUCCUCAAGGCCCGCCUCUGGGUGGAGUUUGCAGGGGAGAGGGGGCUGGACUACGGGGGCGUGGCCAGAGAGUGGUUCUUUCUCAUCUCCAAGGAGAUGUUCAACCCUUAUUACGGGCUGUUUGAGUACUCUGCUCUGGACAACUUCACGCUGCAGAUCAACCCAAACUCAGGCCUCUGCAACGAGGAUCAUUUCUCCUACUUCAAAUUCAUCGGGCGUGUGGCGGGGAUGGCCGUCUACCACGGCAAGCUGCUGGACGCGUUCUUCAUUCGACCGUUCUACAAGAUGAUGCUGCAGAAGCCGAUCACGUUACAGGACAUCGAAUCUGUGGACAGCGAGUACUUUAACUCUCUGAAAUGGAUCCUGGAGAACGACCCCACUGACCUGGACCUCCGCUUCACCAUCGACGAGGAGCUCUUUGGACAGACGCACCAGCACGAGUUAACGCCAGGUGGCGCUGACGUCGUCGUCACCGACUCCAACAAGAAAGAGUACAUCCACCUCGUGAUGCAGUGGAGAUUUGUGAACCGGGUCCAGAAGCAGAUGUCCGCCUUCAAGGAGGGCUUCUACGAGCUCAUCCCGCAGGACCUCAUCAAGAUCUUCGACGAGAACGAGCUGGAGCUGCUGAUGUGCGGUUUGGGGGACGUGGACGUCAACGACUGGAGAGAAAACACCAAGUAUAAGAACGGCUACGGGCCGAACCAGCCCGUCAUCCAGUGGUUCUGGAAGGCUGUGCUGCUGAUGGAUGCUGAGAAGCGAAUCCGGUUGCUGCAGUUUGUGACGGGGACGUCUCGCGUGCCGAUGAACGGUUUUGCAGAGCUCUAUGGGUCCAACGGGCCGCAGUUAUUCACCAUCGAGCAGUGGGGAACCCGAGACAAACUGCCCCGGGCUCACACGUGCUUUAACCGUCUGGACCUGCCUCCGUACGAGUCGUUCGAGGAGCUCCGAGAGAAGCUCAACAUUGCCAUCGAGAACACUCAGGGCUUCGACGGCGUCGACUAGAGGCGUCACGGCGACGGCGUUACCGUGGAGAACGAGACACGGAGGACGUAGCGGGCGCACGCGGCACGUCGGGCGCUCACGUCAGCGACGCGUCCGUCCGAGAUCGAGGAAGCCUGAUCUACAGAAAAUCCCCCCAUGCUAUUCUCAUCACCGCUUCAAGCUCCGCGUCACGAGCUCGCGGCUUCCCGCCACGUCUACACUCCCGUACUCUCCCGUACUCCGAGUCCAUCUAACCGACAUGUACGUCUGUAUGUAGACGUAAUAAACCCCCGCAGGUUUGACCGUCAGCACAGAGAAUCUCUAUUGCACAAUCGCGUACGCUUCUUCCUGUGAACCUUCUGCAGUUUGACGAUACUAUUCAGUUGUUUUCCUUUUUCCUUUUGUUUAACGAAGUAACAGCCUGUACAAUGCACAGUAAUUCUACCGAUUAUAAACUCGCCUAGAAACGUAUAAAUCACAAUAUCGCUCGUGAUAUUAAUCCUCAUCAGCAGUGUUUUCGGUGUUUCGAAGAAGAAGCGCUCGCAUGUGUGUGCCUCCAUCUCAGGGUUUGGUGGCAGUAUUGGUUAUAGACGCUCGCGUCUCCGUCUCCUCUUUCGUAUCGUUUGUCUGUUUUUAUUCCUCCGACGCUCUUUAAAAACGGCGUUUACGUGAACCUGGUUUACCAGCGUCUCGCUUCAGGAAGCGCAAGGUCUAUAAUGGUUUCUCUUCGUAUCAAAUUUUGUACUCGGUCUCCUUUAGAGGGUCUUUUAUAAGGAAAGAAUUAGUCUUAAUCCGCGUCCGGGUCUCGGCCGGCGAGCUCGUUCGUCCUCGUGUUCGGUUUCCGGAAGAAGUCCUCAGCUUGGCCUGUUUCUCGGAUAUGUUUACAUGCUGAGCAUAAGCACUUUCUCUUUCUCGCUAUAGAAUUCGAUCAGACUGUUAAACUUCAGUGCCCUCGUCUGUCUGCGAGAUCAGCUGAUCGGCUGUUUUGUUGCUCCGUGGUCAAACAAAUCCUCGUCAUUGUUGUUGUUGUUCUUGUUGUUGUUGUUGUUGUUGUUGUUUUUUCUUCUUCCCUUAAACCGAUUAGGAAUUUCUGCAGUUUAUCCCUUUACGCAGAGGAGCAAACAUGUUUAGCACUUAGUAUAACGUUACCGUGUGAAGGACCAGGGGGCGAAAUGGAAAAUAAAUAAAACGAUCGAUAAAUAUCUUAAGAAUUCUAGUCUUUAGUCGCUGAUUAAAUAAUCCCAACAAUGCAAAAUUAUACGUAGAAAUAAAUAUCAACUCUUGAGUAGUAUUUCUGCUUCAUAUCAGUUUUUUAUAGAUCGAAAUAUUUUAUAGGAAUCAACCGUUGAAUAAUAAAUAAUAAAUAUCAGAAUACAUACACGUUUUUUUUGUUGUUUAUUUUUAUUUUCUUCUUGAUAUUUAUAGUUUAUUUAUUACUGUUAUUUCACUAUUAUUUUUUUUUUUUUUUUUUUUUUUUUUUUUUCCUGCUCUGGUCCACCAUUUUCAGCAAUAUAAGGGGAUUAAAUGUGUAUUAUAAAAGAAAACAUGCCUUUUAAUCUGGAAUAUAAAUCAUAAUGGUUUAAUCGGGUUACGUGCCAGUGUUCUGGCAGCAUAUUUUGGGGAAACAAAUAAAGAGAAAUGGAAAA